Ipomoea nil (Japanese morning glory) is the source of this 1605-nucleotide messenger RNA. Its product is annotated as probable protein phosphatase 2C 63. Gene Ontology annotation, molecular function: cation binding; protein serine/threonine phosphatase activity. The transcript is spliced from 4 exons. Lineage: Eukaryota; Viridiplantae; Streptophyta; Magnoliopsida; Solanales; Convolvulaceae. The record is from RefSeq and is a predicted model, not a curated record. Gene Ontology annotation, biological process: protein dephosphorylation. Bases 151 to 1323 code for a protein of 390 amino acids.
AGUGUAGAACCAAUACAACCCCCCCGUUUACCAGUCUUCCCCCACUCUCUCUCUCUCUCGUCCUCUGCUCUGAAAUCCGGAAAGAAAGAGAAUAAAACACUGACAGAACGAGCACUGUUGGCGGAAGUGGUGGCGCCGGCGGCGACUGAGAUGUGGAAUUGGUGUUUUAAGCCGCUGAAAGACUGCUUCGAGGGCGAAGACGACGAUGUUCUUCUGUGGGACAUGGACUUGAAGCGCCACGCCACUGGGGACUAUUCCAUGGCGGUGAUUCAAGCCAAUUCUUUGCUUGAAGAUCAGGGUCAGGUUUAUGCCACCCCCUCCGCCACCUAUGUCGGCGUUUACGACGGCCAUGGCGGCCCUGAAGCUUCUCGUUUCAUUUCCAACCACCUUUUCCGUUACAUCCAAGGCUUUUCAAAGGAGCUAGGAGGAUUGUCAGAGGAGGUAUUAAGGAAGGCACUGGAUGCAAUUGAGGAGGAAUUUUUGCGCAUGGUUAAAAGGUCAUGGUUAGCACAGCCACAGAUGGCUUCUGUGGGAUCAUGUUGUCUCACUGCUGCAAUAUCAAAUGGGGUGCUGUUUGUGGCAAAUCUUGGGGACUCGAGGGCGGUGCUAGGCCGGAGAGUGACAACGACAGAUGGUGGGGUGAGUAAUUCGGUGGUGGCAGAACGAAUGUCGACAGACCACAAUGUUGGGGUUGAGGAGGUGAGGAAGGAGGUCGAGGCACUGCAUCCUGAUGAUUCACACAUUGUAGUGUAUACUCGAGGGGUUUGGCGAAUAAAGGGGAUAAUUCAGGUUUCAAGAUCAAUUGGAGACAUCUACCUGAAAAAACCCGAGAUGAACAGAGAUCCUCUCUUUCUGCAAUAUGGAUGUCCUGUUCCUUUAAGACGAGCUGUAAUGUCAGCAGAGCCCUCUUUAUUGACACGCCAGUUAAGACCAGAAGAUUUGUUCUUGAUUUUCGCAUCAGAUGGCCUUUGGGAGCAGUUAUCUGAUGAAGAGGCAGUCGACAUUGUCGUCAAAAAUCCCAGAAGCGGAAUAGCAAAAAGACUCGCAAAAGCCGCCCUCAACGAGGCUGCAAAGAAGCGGGAAAUGAAGUACGAAGAGAUUAAAAGAAUAGAGAAGGGCACAAGGCGCCAUUAUCACGACGAUAUUACUGUGAUCGUUAUAUACUUGGAUCAAUCUCAAGGCACUCCAAAUGGUAGAGUAAUGGAUCGAGAUCGAGACAACUCUAACUGCACAACAACUCCAGUCGACAUAUUCUCUUUGAACUCAGAUCAAGCCGAGGAUUCGCCCUCUGCAUCUCCCUCAGUCCCUAUCAGAUCUUUCUGAUCUUCCAAUGGUGUAUAUAAUGUUGUGUGAAAAGGUGGUUUCUUCACUCCUAUGAUUUAAGGUGUUCUGCAGUUCUGUUCUGGAUAUCUUGUGAAGCUCAAGGUGCCUAAAAUGUACUAUAUAUAUAUAUGUUGUUGAAGGGUAAUGAAGUUUCCAAUUUUUGUUUGUUGUUGUAACAUAUGACUUUUGUCGUUGGAAACUUGGAAUGUUUUUGCAGGAUUUUAUACGUUGUACGAAACUAAUAAUAUAUACUAUAUAUAUGGAGUGGGUUUAUGGAUGACA